AUGAAGAUACUUUUCGCGCUCUUUGCUGGGACUCUUUGCCAGACCGUAGUAGAGUCGACCAAAUCAAAUCCGAUAGUGCUCACCGGCACCUGUCUCACGUUUUCGCAAGGCCAAUGUCGAAAACUCGCCGCCUGGCACGUCUACAAAGGCGCGAGUCUGGUAGACAAAAUCAAGAAAACGGAGAACAUUGACCGCUUCGAAACUGACGUUGUCGAUGCUCUCGAUGCUUCAAACCUCCAUCGCUACUUUCGUCAGGACCAGACGAAAAUUCUCUUCGGCGAUGUUGUCGAUGGAAAGCUCGUUCUUGGAAGAGAAGUGAGCAAUGUCUACUCGAAGAGCUUGAAUACCAUCACCGACGUCAUCCGAAUGGAAAGCGUCAACAGUAAAGAAGCCGAUUUCGACGAACCAGCAGUUGACCGAUACGAGCCGGAACCAACCGAGGCUUACGCACCCAUUCCUCCAACUAAAAAGCCCGAGACAACAACAACUACCAAAAAGCAAGUGAUUUCCAUCGAACCAGAGUACUCUGAUUCGUCGGACAGCAACAAAAGCGAAGAUCAAACCGAGUCGCCACCGAUUAAUUUCCUCCCGGUUGAAGAAACUGAAGCUGAGCCUGAUGAGAAUAUCUUCGAACCUCAAGUUAUUGAGCCCGAGCUUGAGCCAGUCGAAUGCACCUACGAAUUCGGCAACGAAGAGGAACUCUGCUCUUGUGCUCUUCCGUUCGAGCCGCUGCAAACUAUCUACCUCGAAGCGUUCGGCGUUGGUUGUGAAAACAUGUCGAAAGAAAAAGUGAUUGACUGCCGGGAAGCGUGUGCUCAUCUGUUCGAAGAAGCUUCCGGUGAUGAAGAAUCCUCUGGCGACAGAGUCGACGAUGACGAAGAUUACGACGAUGAAGAUUACGAAGAUUAUUCGAGCGAACGAGCAUCGAAUCCUUCUGGCUACUCUCUUGAAUACGAAGAAGAUCCUUACAGAAGCUCAGCCCCGAGUGCUCGAUCCUGA
Messenger RNA from Oikopleura dioica, 999 nucleotides. The record is from the annotation of a GenBank genome assembly. NCBI's taxonomy places the organism in Eukaryota, Metazoa, Chordata, Appendicularia, Copelata, Oikopleuridae.